This is a messenger RNA of Iphiclides podalirius (scarce swallowtail), 237 nucleotides long. The record is from the annotation of a GenBank genome assembly. NCBI's taxonomy places the organism in Eukaryota, Metazoa, Arthropoda, Insecta, Lepidoptera, Papilionidae.
AUGGAGAGCAGAGCGGCAACUAACGGCGUUGUUCAAACAAAGCUGACCAGAUGUGCCAGUAGCGUCGGUGAUUGCGGUAACGACAAAACGAAGGCGGGCUGGUCGAGUCCCCGCGAGAUUUGGAGGAACCUGUCCCUGAGGAGGAAGGCCGAGGCCGUUAUUGAUUUGCCGUCAAUGCUAUCAGGCAACGUCGCGACGACACGUGAACAUGGACGUCAAGACUGCAUCGGCGUCCGC